Messenger RNA from Penicillium malachiteum, 3693 nucleotides. RefSeq names its product putative intermediate filament protein (Mdm1) (gene rgsC). Gene Ontology annotation, cellular component: intracellular membrane-bounded organelle. NCBI's taxonomy places the organism in Eukaryota, Fungi, Ascomycota, Eurotiomycetes, Eurotiales, Aspergillaceae. The transcript is spliced from 2 exons. Gene Ontology annotation, molecular function: phosphatidylinositol binding. The record is from RefSeq and is a predicted model, not a curated record. Bases 1 to 3693 code for a protein of 1230 amino acids.
AUGGCCCUUCACCGUCGAGAAUUACUCCUAGCUGGUUUCACCGGAUUCGUUGCUUGGGGAUAUGCAGUACAUUGGUUACCGGUCCUGCGUUGGCUGGGAUAUGCGCUAGCCCUCGGUGUGGCCCUAUCCUCCGCCAGUUUCCUUGCGUUGGUUAUUUUGACAACAAGAAAUCGAAUUGAAAGGCCCACUAGCUCAAAACAAGUGUUGGCAGCAUUUCUCAAACCAGAGAACUGGCGAAAGGAGCUUUCAAAUGCGCGCAAGACCACACGAUACCGACCGCGGCCCCUCUAUCCACAAUCCUUUGUUGUCUCUGAAGGGCUCGACGAGCUUUUGUCCCUAGUGACCCGAGAUUUCAUCUCAUCUUGGUACCACAAUGUUAGCCCUAGUCCAACAUUUGCGAACGAAAUCGACCGAGUAAUACGUGUUGCACUCGAGAACCUUCGAGAUAGACUGUUAGCCGAAGACCUGAUUUCGUUGGUUGUAUCGCGGGUAUUUCCCAUAAUAACCUCCCACCUCAAAGAAUUCGAUGUCGCCGAGCGGUCAGUUCGCGGCCGCAAUCUUAAUCGAAAUGUAACCGAGUCAGAGGAGCUGGACUUGGCGAUUGCCAACAAGUUUCGCGAGGGCCGUCUUCACCCGGCAGUUGGCCUGCACUCGGCUGACCAGAAGACCCUACAGCAAGAAUACUUGCGCAAAAUUGCUACCGGGCUACUUCCUCAGCUAUUUCCAGAGGGUGUGCUUAAGAGCAGAAUUGUCUCGGUCUUGAUUCGUGAGAUCAUUGCAUGCGCAAUUCUGGUCCCAGUCGCGACGGCCCUGUCCGAUCCCGACACAUGGAAUCAGCUGAUGGAGGCAUAUGGACGCACGACUUUACAGGAUCGAAAGACUGUUCGAAAACUACGCGCUGCGCUCGACGAGCAUGCAUCUCCUGCUCCCAAGUCGAAGCACGGGCAAGCGUUUCCCAAACUCUCAGCGCAUGAUUCGGAAAGAGCCUUUGAGCGUUUUGUACGGGCCAUCAGACGUUGCAAUAACCUGUCCGAUGCGCGUCGGUUUCGAGCACUGGUUUCUAGCCAGCUAAAAAGAGAAAGUAUGGUCGAGGGACAAGACCAGGUCUAUCUCAGGCGGCUAGAAACAGGGAAAAGAGUUCUGGACCAAAAGGUCGCCAAGCUAUCUCUGCCAGGACAGGCGCCCCCUGUAGCUCCUGUGGCAAGUAAACAUGUGCGUCAUGGUAGUACCUCCUCUGUGCGCGAGUCAUCGCUGGCCGAUGUGCUGCACAGUGCAUGUGGCUUGUCCUAUUUCAUGGAAUUCAUGGAUCGGCAACAAAUGAUGUCAAUGGUCCAAUUCUGGAUCGUAGUCGACGGCUUUCGAAACCCCUUAGAAGAUGACUUUGGAGACGAGACUUCGUCCAGUUCAAUAACCUGGACAACUGCAGAUAGAAAUGAUUUGGCGCUUCUCAGUCAAACUUAUCUUUCCAAAUCGGAGCUGAAGGUCUCGGAAGAAUCUCGACGGGCAGUCAAGACAUUCCUGAGUGCAGGGAAACGUGCAACGCCUGAGCAGUAUCGAAAAGCUCGGACAGUGGUUUUGACGACCCAGUCGUCCGUGCUGGAACGCAUGGAGAGUAAUUUCUACCCCAAAUUCAAGGAAUCUGACCUUUACUGGAAAUAUCUCGCGGCCGAUGAAGCCUCGCAAACUCAAGCCCCACCACGCCCUCCAUCUCCAGUGGCAGCCCCGGCUGGGCCUCGCGAACGAAGACCCCUUCCACCUCUUAUGGUACGAACGGCCUCGCAGCCAGCGAGUAGACCUUCAAAGGAUCUGCGUAGAGCGGCUGUUUCAUCCGGUGAUGUUCGGGGCAUGGGCAAAAUCUUUGACGACAACGAUUCACUUCGACGAUCUAUGGACUCUGAACGAUCUCUACCUCUUUUUGAUGAAGAUUACGACACUGAUCAACUUGCAAUGUCCACUCACAGCUUGGGCAAGGACUCACAAAACGGCGACAAUGAGAUGACCCAAAGCACUGUUCUUGAGACCAUGGAGGCUGCUCUCAAUGACAUCAUUAUCAAUGAACCGAAGAACACUGGUUCGGAGGAUCUGAAGGACAGCGAUGUAUCUCUCCUCGGGAUAAACCGUUCGGAAAAUCCCUCUCGUCCUUUAUUUGAUGCCCCGCGAGGUGACGGACCUGCCAGCGAGAAAGCAAAGAAAAGCAUUGCAUCUCUGGGAUUGGUUGAUCAUGCCUCUCGACUUGGUGUUUUCGAUGACGAUCUCUUUCCAGACCAGCAGAAAUUCAUCGAGGAUGAAUACGAAGAACCAAUUGGUGGCGAGGAAAGAGACCCAGCUGAUGAAGUGCACGAAGCUGCCCCUGGUGAUCUUGGUCUCACCGAGGCGAUUGAAGUACUGACAGCGGAGAUUGAUAAGCUGACUGCUCAAGACUCGGUUCUUGAGGCAUUGACACGAAAGGCCGAGCUAACCAACAACACGGCCGAAUUGAGAAUUCUACGCAAGUCCAAGGCCAGCAUUGAGCGCGAAAUCAAUCGCAAGGAAAUGCAGCGACAGCAGUAUAUCAUUCAGGAGAGUGACAACAGUCUUUAUGGCCGUUCUACAACACGCAUAAAGUCGAUCAUGGUUGGCAGGGAAGAGGACGGCCGAGAGUUUGCUAUGUAUGUCGUCGAGGUUCAACGGAAUGCCGGUGAACAAAUGCCAGCUGCUUCUUGGGCAGUUCCUCGCCGCUACAGCGAAUUCCACGAACUCCAUCAGAAACUACGAAUGAGUUAUCCAUCCGUUCGACACUUAGAAUUCCCUCGUCGGCGCGUAGUCAUGAAACUUCAGAAAGAAUUUCUCCAAAAACGCCGCCAAGCCCUCGAGGCCUACAUCCAAAAACUACUUCUCCUCCCAGAAGUCUGUCGCAGUCGCGAUUUACGUGCCUUUCUCUCGCAGAGGGCAAUUCUCCCUCAACAAGACAACAGCUCACGAAACACUGAUGCCGACGCAAAGGAUCUGGUCACAAGGAUCUACAAUUCCGUCGCAGACGGCAUGGACGAUUUCCUCGGUAACUUUGGCGUCCUCGACCAGUUAUCUACCGCAGGCCAAAACCUCAUCUCAGCCGCAACGAACCAAGUCAACGUCAGUAUUAGUCUAGCUCAUGAUCCUGCGCUAGCUACCGAAGACGCCGUUACAACCGCCGAAGCCGAAGCCGAGCUAAACGCAUUCGAAGAUCGAGAACUAGAGCCUUUCAUCAAACCGAUCUGCGAUCUCUUCCUAGAAGCUUUCGAACUAAACCGUGGUAACAACUGGCUCCGUGGCCGCGCCGUGGUCGUCGUUCUGCAUCAACUUCUCGGAGGAACUAUCGAGCGCAAAGUUCGUGAUGGAGUUCGUUCCGUUCUACAGGAAGACUCGGUGUCACGAUACAUCAAGAUUGCGAAAGAUAGUCUAUGGCCUGAUGGUGUCUUGCGCAAAUUCCUCCCUCGAUCCAUGGCUGAUCGUCAUAAAAGUCGCACAGAAGCUACUGUUGUCUUAGCUACGCUCAUCCCUGAUCUGGCCGGCAAUGUUGUUGGUCGUGCGAAUGCCCAGGCGGCUGCUAGAAGGAUCUUUGCGACUCUGAAUAAUAAACCGCUUAACACUCAUCUGGCGUUUACGCUUCUGGAUGAAAUUGUUUUGGUUCUUUUUGGUAGUCGGGAACCUGGUCGUUCUCGCUUACCCGCCUGA